GUGAAAACUGAGUGUGAUAUCAAUAAGUCUCUGCACCAACAAUAUAUAACAAGUUAGAUACCGGAAACAACUGUAUUAAACUUGCCAUCAUCUACAGUGAAGAUGUCAAACCUUUGGAAGCUAUUGCUCCUAUUUUGGAUGUGGAUUCCUCCUGGCGUUUUAUCCACUUUGAGCUUUACUGGUUCACCACAGCAAUGUGAAAAGGCUCACUUUGUUCCAGGUUACAACCUCGGUGGAGAAGGCUUUGACAUUGUCACAAUGGAGAGGAAGGGCGCCUAUGUCAUCAACACUGAAAUGUGGAAUCUUGGAAAUGGCACUUGCAAAAUGUACAGAAACAGCUACAUGAAUGGAGAGAUCCAGAAGGUCCCAGUUGCUGUGGUGGACUGGAGAAACCUCCCAAAAUGCAGCCUGAAGGUCUCCAGCAUACUCUACGAUUCUGUAGAAUCUCUUGUCAAUGAUUCCACAUCAUCUGUGUCCAAUGACUGGAAAGUUGGUCUUGAGCUCCCUGUCGACCCUUCAGUCACUGUUGGUGUUGGCCUUGGAGGGUCACACUCCAGGGCUUCUGAAUUUGGCAUGAAAAAGUCCAAAAAAGAUCGCUACAACUUUGUCCGCCAAUCCGUUAACUGUAACUUCUAUAGGUACAGACUCACAACUAAUCCUCCUUUGAGUCCUGAAUUUCUGUCAGCUGUGAACUCUCUUCCUCCAUAUUCUUCUGCAAAAGCAUUACCAUAUCGCAACCUGAUUGACACGUAUGGCACUCAUUACAUCACACAGGUGUCUCUUGGAGGGGAAAUAAAGGCAACAACCUCUUUCAAGACCUGCAAGGCAACCAUGGAUGGACUGACAGCAACAGAUGUUAGUGACUGUUUGACAGUUGAAGCCUCGGCUACUUUUGCUAGUUCUGCUAGUGUUAAAGCCAUGACUAAACACUGUGAAGCAAAGAAGAAGAUGUUAAGCUCUGGUCAAAGUUUCAGCUCAGAAUUUGGUGAGCGUAUCACAGAGGUCAUUGGUGGGAAUGAAAUGGGAGUUGUAUUUUUCCAAGGCGGGUCAGACCCUGCUAUGUAUAACAAAUGGUUAACCUCUCUUAAAACUUCACCUGAUAUAGUCCAGUAUAACUUGGAACCUAUGCACACCAUACUGCCAGAUAAUCACCGUGCAAGAAAUGGUCUGAAAAGAGAGGUGGAGCAGUACAUCAUAAAAAAUGGAGUGCUGAAAACAUGCUCUGAAUCCUGUCAAAUUGGACACAGGUCCAACAAAAGAGAUCCGUGUGCCUGUGUGUGUAACAGCAACCAGAAUAUCAAGUCGAACUGCUGUCCUGCUGGUAAAGGUCUUGCAACUUUAAAGGUGUACAAACUUUAUGCAAAGAAUCUGUAUGGUGAUACAUGGAGUGAGACAGAUGGUUCAGUGGAGGUUAAAUAUGGUAACCAGAUAAUGCGCACCAAAAUAAUCAGUAAUGAUGACAAUCCUAGGUGGCCUGAAAAAUUUGAUUUCGGUUCCAUUGUCAUCAAUAUGCAAAAUAGGCUUAUGUUUUCUGUUUAUGAUGAGGAUACAAACUGGAACAGUGAUCUGCUUGGUGAGUGCUCCUUUGAUCUCCAUAAAGGGACUGUGACAGACAGCUGCAUGUUUAAUCAUGGUACAUUCUUCUUCACUUAUGUCAUGGAGUGUGCACCAAGCCUGGGCGGUAGCCGGUGUGAUCAGUAUGUUUCCUCCCCCAUGAAACCCUCUCUGGCCAAAGUGUUUUACACCAGAAAUGGUGUUCUGCUCGGAGAUUCAAUGAGGAAGUUUCUGAAGCCAGGCGCUCGUUCGGGUAUAGGCCAACUGUGAAAUGAUAAAACGAGAACAGUAAAUGCAUUUUCUUGUAGCUUUGAUUGCUUUUUUCUUUAGCUGUUGUAUGAGUGAAAACAUAUUUGUCUUAACAUGUUUGUAAAAAUGCUAUUGGAUAAUCCAUAUAUAUGUUUCUUUCCUACCUGCAAAAUCUUGCAAUAAAGCAUCCACAAAGACAA
Molecule: messenger RNA, 2003 nt
Organism: Girardinichthys multiradiatus
Lineage: Eukaryota; Metazoa; Chordata; Actinopteri; Cyprinodontiformes; Goodeidae
Product: perforin-1-like
Exons: 3
Coding region: 103-1824 (573 amino acids)
Source: RefSeq, a predicted model, not a curated record